AUACCCUUUACAAGAAUCCUUCACACGAAACAACCGAACUUUCCCUUGUCUUUAACCUUUCUAAGCCUCACUAUUAGUUACUGGUUUCUGAACCAUGGCACCAACACCACCCACCUCCCUAGAGUUUAAGGUUCAUAGGCGUGAACCUGAACUAAUCGCCCCUGCUAAGCCUACCCCUCAUGAGUUCAAACCAUUAUCGGACAUUGAUGACCAAGAGGGUCUUCGAUUUCACAUUCCGGUGAUACAGUUUUAUCGGUAUGAUCCCUCCAUGCAAGGGAGAGAUCCUGUUAUGGUGAUAAGAGAGGCACUCGCUAGAACACUAGUGUUUUACUAUCCAUUUGCUGGUAGGCUCAGGGAAGGGCCUAAACGCAAGCUUAUAGUGGAAUGUACCGGUGAAGGUGUGUUGUUUAUUGAGGCUGAAGCUGAUGUUGCUCUUGAGCAAUUCGGUGAUGCACUUCAACCUCCAUUCCCUUGCUUGGAAGAGCUUCUUUUUGAUGUCCCUGGCUCCAGUGGGGUGCUUAACUGCCCUUUGCUGCUUAUUCAGGUGACGCGCCUAAAAUGCGGUGGUUUUAUAUUUGCUCUCCGUCUCAACCACACCAUGAGCGAUGCUCCUGGCCUAGUCCAAUUCAUGUCCACCGUAGGAGAGAUGGCACGUGGCGCACAAGCGCCGUCUGUUCUUCCGGUAUGGGAAAGGCAUUUCCUUAACGCUCGGGAUCCACCACGUGUGACACGCACCCAUCGUGAAUACGAUGAGGUUGCCGACACCAAAGGCACAAUAAUCCCGCUCGAUGACAUGGCUCACCAAUCAUUCUUCUUUGGACCCAAUGAAGUCGCUGCUCUCCGAAGAUUUGUGCCGAAGCACCUCCGCCAAUGCUCUAACUUUGAAUUAUUGACGGCAUGUCUGUGGAAGUGCCGUACCAUUGCACUUCAACCAGAUCCCACUGAAGAGAUGCGUAUUAUUUGUAUUGUCAAUGGACGCAACAAAUUCAAUCCUCCGUUACCGACUGGAUAUUACGGCAACGGAUUUGUGUUUCCGGUGGCGGUGGCAAGAGCAAAAGAACUAAUUGAGAAACCGCUAGGCUUCGCAUUAGAAUUGGUAAAAGAGGUUAAAGAUAGUGUGACGGAAGAGUACAUGCGAUCCGUGGCGGAUCUGAUGGUGAUUAAAGGUAGGCCUCAUUUUACAGUGGUGAGGAGUUACCUAGUGUCGGAUGUGACGCGUGCAGGAUUUGGAGAGGUGGAUUUUGGAUGGGGUAAGGCUGCAUAUGGUGGGCCAGCGAAAGGUGGGGUAGGGGCCAUCCCUGGAGUGGCAAGCUUUUAUAUACCGUUCAGAAACAAGAAAGGAGAAAAUGGGAUUGUGUUGCCAAUUUGCUUGCCAGCACAGGCAAUGGAAAGAUUUGUAAAGGAGCUAAAGGGUAUGUUAGAGGAGCAGCCAAUUAAUGAUGCCAAAAAAUCCAAAUUUAUAGUAUCUGCCUUGUAAUUCUGUUAUUUUGUAACUUUGUUUUGUGGAAAAGUAGUAUAUUAAUUAUGGUGAAUUGUGUUUUAUGAAA
Molecule: messenger RNA, 1547 nt
Organism: Hevea brasiliensis (rubber tree)
Lineage: Eukaryota; Viridiplantae; Streptophyta; Magnoliopsida; Malpighiales; Euphorbiaceae
Product: benzyl alcohol O-benzoyltransferase
Exons: 2
Coding region: 95-1477 (460 amino acids)
Molecular function (GO): acyltransferase activity, transferring groups other than amino-acyl groups
Source: RefSeq, a predicted model, not a curated record